AUGUACAAAAAAUACAAUCUUCCUGAAAAUAUUGAAUUGUUAAGUCACGCGCUCUCUGAAUCAGAUUGCGAUAUAACGAAGACAGACAAAGGGUUGAUUUUUGAAAUUUUAAUGCUGACGUCUCUUGUUCAUAUCGUAGAAGGUAACUUUGAGUCAGCUCGUAAAUUUAUCCGUCAAUGUCUGAUUGGAAAAGAUCUACUUGAUAUGGACGACUUGCAAACGUUAAUAGUGUGGACGCUGUAUUUGGAAAUACCCACAGUUAGACGUGAAUUACAAAUUCAGGAAUUCGACACGAUUAUUCGUUUAUUAACAAGUUUCAUAGAAGAUGAAGGUGUGAGUACACAAGGCUACAUUUUGCUCAACAAACUUGGUCAAGUCUUCCUAUUGCAAAAAAAUUACGACACAGCUUAUCAAUGUCUUCAGCGUGCGCUUUCCAUGGGGCUUCAUAUUUUUGGCCAGAAUGCAAUUUUUCUCAUGCUUCCAACAAUGUUGUUGGGUCAAGCUUCGUUAUAUUUGCUCAUGUACGAUGAAAGCCGAUUUUACUUCGAACAAACUCUUGAAAUGUUCUCAUCUUGUGGAACAGGUUUUCAUUUAUUCAAAGAAGGCGAUCUUCGUUUAAUGAUCGCAUAUGUAUGCAAUAUUACUAGUGACUAUUGCAACGCUUUGUCACAUCUUCAGGAAUGCAUAGAGUCGUCAAAUGGAACAAGUCCGCACACUAUUGCUCAGGCACAUUGUAGUUUAGCUACCACAUGGUCUAGAUUAGGCGAAAGUGAAAAAGCUUGCAAGUCUGCGUUUGAUGCUAAAGAUUGUCUCCAAAAUAUCGUUGAUGUGGAAAUAAAAGCAAUGAUAACAUGCACAGUCGCUCAAACACUUGUCGAAGUGAAAAGAAGUGAAGAAGCCAUUUCUUUCCUAAAAGAGGAACUUCCUGCCCUCGAUCCUUCAAAAUACGAUUCUGAUCUUAGAGCGUUUUACCUCCAGACUCUCGCGCAGAUAUGCUAUAAAGAAGAAUUAACGUCCGAAGCUUCGCGUUACUACACUGAAUGUUUGGAAAUUUUGAACGUUAAGAAAGUUAACAUACCCGGUAUUUUGAAUGCUCACUUAGCUAUUGCGAACAUCUUACACCUAACGGGCGCGCUAUCUGAAGCAAACUCGCAAUUAAACGAGGGAUGGAACCAUGUUUUAUGCAUGAGCGACGGUGAUGAAAAGAACGGAUUUAUGAAGAAGUUUGCCGAUUGUUGGGAAAAGAUGGGGAACAUUCAACAAGCUCAAAAAUGUUACAGUGAAGUGCUCACUUCUCUAAGGUGUAAACACACAAGAAAGGUUCCAUUGUUUGAAUUUGAAUUGAUGGUCAAAUUAGGUGACCUUGCGAAGAUUGCGUCCAACGAAAAAGCAAGUUAUUUGUCGGCAGAACAACGCCAAAAGGCACAACGACUCCAUUAUGACAACGCUGCCGCAAUCUUACGACGACAUUCAGCGUCGGGCAACUUUAAUUCGUCAACCAUUCUUCUUUUUACUUUGCUGGCUGACAAAUAUCGAUCGAUUGAUGUAUUUGAACAAGAAAAACUUUUGCUUGAAGCUUUACAAAUGUGUGAUGUAGUCUACCCACCAAACGGAACAUCUGAGAUAACUGUUGAUAUAUUAUGUGAUCUAUCAGAAAUACACUGGGAUCGAUCAAAUACGUCAAAAUCUUGUGAUUACUACAUACCUGCAUUCAGAAUGGAAAUGGAAUUGCAUUCAUCAGAUCCAUACCACCAACACAUCACGGGGAAGGUUCCAAUAUUAGCAAACCUUGUUUUUGCAGAUUCAGAAAACAAAGAAAUCAGGAGUUUUGUCAAGCAAGUUGUCAAGUUCAUUGAAAGUGCACAAGGCGAAAUGGUUACCCACGAGCAAAAAGCCAAUUCUUUUACAUCUGUGUCUUAUUUGUUCAUGUUUUUAGGCGAUCUGGCAAAGUCGAGACUAUUUUACCAAAAGGCAAAUGAAAUUUUUGACAAACAAGACAGACUUCCCAAUGACAAUGCUUUUCUGAGAAUUAAGAAAAUCGUUGGAGAAAUAUUGGAUGUAUUUCCGGAAUCCCCAAACUCAGAUGCACUUUUUUUUCAACAAAUUUCAAGUGACGACGUAGCAAAUUAUUUUCGUUACAUGGGUGCAUUACCUCCAGCAUCGAAAGAAGUGAGAAAAGUGCCCGAGUUCUCUGAAUUAAAUUCAGCUUUUAAUUCUUUGAGAGUGACUGCACCUAUUGAAUCACACACACAUGGUAAUGACGCAGGCGACGCUACAGCAAGAAAUCAUUUAUUGUCAACAAACUAUUCUUUUCGUCCUGAAUCAAAUGAACUUGAAAAGUUAGGUCUAGUUGCCAAAUUUGAAACGGAUGAUUUCGAUAAUCAAAGUGGUUCAACCCAGAAACGACAAGAAAACAGAAAACCGGAAUCUAGCAACCCGGUGGACAUCAAUCUGGUUACUAAGCAAACUGGUGAAAAAUUGAUGCCAAGUUCACUUUGUGGACAAGGUACGACCAAACAACAAUCAAUUGCUGAUAGUGACGAUAAAGAAUUAUCAGAUCCUUUAACCAUUAUUUCUGGAUUAAAUGUGCUAGGAGAUUCUGUAAAAUAUGAUCUUCACUCAGGCAACUUCAAACAGGCAAAGGAGACGAUGGAAUCUUUUCAUCCUUUGUUGGUGCCAGAUUUGGAUAAGUACUGUCCGAAUGCAGCUGACGUUUUUAUUAGUGAGGCUCAUCGGUGCAACGAAGGGAAAAGAAUGGAGUUGAUGCUCCCAUAUUUAAAGGUAUCUGCUCAGUUUACGUCUGAUAACAAGAAAAAGGCAGAAAUAUCGAAGUUGAUGGCAGAAUCUCACUUUCAUAGCAGAAAGUAUAAAAUGGCAACAAUCCAGUUUGUUGAAGCUGCAACUUAUUACUCCUGUCAUACUGAUACCGAUAGUGUGGUGGAUUAUUUAGAAAUUUUGUCGGGGCUAACCAGAAGCCACAUGCGUUGCAAUGAUUUGGAAGACGCGCGGCGUGUUUGUGAAGAGGCAAUCGAGUUCACAUCUAGUUUAGAAUGUGGUUUGGUGAAGUUACAACAUGAGGCAGAGUUCUCGUAUUUAGUAGCUACUUGUCUUGUGCGGUUGGCUAAGAUGAACAAGCAAACUGAGAGCACGAGUUUGGAAAAGGUGGCAUCCUAUUGUCAAAGAGGAAUCUAUGUAAUCGAAACCGCGGAACAACAGUUGGGGUCGAGCGAUGUAGUAGACGAGCUUACUGGAGAUGUGCGGGGAAAAUUGUUUGCUUUCAAAUGUGAAAUUCAACUUUUGUUAGCCAAAUCAUAUUUGCAACUCGGAAAGAAAGAACUCGCAGAUACUAUUGUGAAAGAAAUGAGCGAAUUUCUACAAAAUAUUUCUGUCGUUGAGAUGUUUUCUGAAGAAACCUGGCCAGGAGAUAAGAGUGAUUAUUUGAAAAUUUGCCGACGCAUGUUUUCCUGGAUUGGUCGUGCUCAGAUUUUGUCCGGCAGAAAAGAACAUGCAAUUGCUUUACUUGAAGAGUCACUUUUGUUGUUUUUAUCAAAUAAUAACGUAGCUCAUGUUGAACAAGAGGAGUUUAUUGAUUUACUGGAUGCAUUUACAGCUACCAAGGAAGUUAAGAACGAGAACGAAAUUACGCCUUUUUACCGAACUAUUCAAUUCUGCAAAGAGAAGUUCCUAGAAAGAAACAGUCAUGUUGAAGAACUCCUGACAUUUCUUCAAACUUUAGCAAGCUAUUACGUCGAGUGCGAGCGAACAGAAGAAGCGAUUGUUGUGUACGAAAUUAUGGUACCGGUAACCGAGUGCAUGGGAAGUUCGAUAGGGGAACGAUAUGGCCAUUCGCAGAUAUUACUGUCCUUAGGUAAUUGCCACCAGCGACAAGCUCUUAAACGUACGGGAAAAGGAACCAUCGAGGAGCGUCGUUUAGCUGAAAAAUGUUAUCAGAUGAAGCUGGAAACAAACGAGCCUGCUACACUUCUUAGAAAAGUUAAAUAUUUGGAGAUGCUAACUGCAGAAAACCGUCUUGAAGAGGCUAGUGGUAUUAUCGCUCAGAUAUUUGAAGUUGGAGACAAGAUAUGGGAUAUGAUGGUAAUAUUUCCGUACUCCUCGCGCGAUCCUUCCGUUCAGAGUUACCUUUCAGAUCACGGUGAAGUCGCUACAACUGUGGGGUGCGUUGUUUACAGCACGCUUUUGCGCGUAUUUCUUGAGAUGGGAAAGAAAAAAGAAGCAGUAGAAACUUGUGAAGAACUGUCCAAAAAAGGUCACGACGUUGAGUUUUUGUUCAAGCGUCCUUCUUUCAUGCCAUAUCUUCUUGCUUACUGCCACAAAAUGUUGGUUUCGUCCCUUGAAAAGAAAGACAACUUGCACUUUCAAGAUUCGGAUUUUCCGCUCUCGGACAAAAACGUCGCGCAAGUGUACUACGAAAUGGGUGAAUACGAGGUAGCGUUAGAAUACUGCGAGAAAGCGUUGUCGUUUGUUGGUUCUUCGCCUAGUGCGCUUUCUCAAGAUUUAGUUCAAAUGAAGCUUGGUUGUUUGCGCCUUUCUGGAAAUGCGUUGGUGUUGCUCGGAAAAGGAAACUAUGCGUAUUCGUAUUAUAUUUCGUUUCUGGAAUUGCUCGAAGCUCAUGAUGGGAUUUUGAAAAAAUCGUUUGAAGAUCAACAGAUUAUUCUUGGCAAGUACGAUUUUGCCGGUCUAUAUUUCGUGUACCGUACCUUAGGGAUUCUGGUCUGCAGAGCUGGAGAUGUUGAUGGAGCAAUAAAAGUUUACGAAUAUUGCAGCAGAGACUUAAAUGCUGAUUACCAAUAUGGCCAUGGUUUAGUGGCAACACUAGCUGAGCUUUACCAAACCAAAGCAUUUGCGACAUUAGAUGACGACGAAACGGCGUAUUCAAUGUGGAUAAACAAAGCAAAAGCAUGCUUUGAAAAUUACUUUCAAACAGAAGAUAAUCCUGAUCCAUUCGUAGAAACAGCAUUCGGGGCGCUCUUAUACCGGCUAGAAGAACACCAUAAAGCAAUUUUUCAUUUAGAAAACGUCAUUCAGGGAAACGAUAAAACGAUAGUGCAGUUCAGUGAAGAAGACAUACCUUUGGUUGGUGUUCAUCUUGCACGAGAAAUUGAAGCGAGAAAAGAAAUUUAUCUUCCAUUGAAUAUUUAUGCGCUCCUCGUUGCAGCUUCUCUUUAUAGAAAGUUAAACAAGACUGACAAGGCCGAACAAGUUGUUUGUAAGAUGGAAAAUCUAUGCUCUGGGCUCAAGUUCGAUCCAAAUUACCCUUUAAUUCUUUCAGUCUUGGGUUAUGCACACAAAGAUAUUGGUAACGAUGAUAAAGCAGCCGAAAUAUUCCGAAGCGUGCUUGACGUGCAACCUGGUCAUAUUCCUGUGACAAUCGCACUGCAAGACUGUUUGUCUGCUGAUAAACAUACGUCAAGCUAUUAA
This is a messenger RNA of Paramuricea clavata, 5439 nucleotides long. NCBI's taxonomy places the organism in Eukaryota, Metazoa, Cnidaria, Anthozoa, Malacalcyonacea, Plexauridae. The record is from the annotation of a GenBank genome assembly.